UAAGUUACAACUGGCGUAUAGCUAUCUUGAGUCCAGUAUAUAGUAAGUUACAUCGUAAAGCUAUCUUGAAUCUAAUUUUGAAUACAGGUAUCUGUGUUACGAAAUAAGUUGCAUAAACUUCUACUGUUGACUGGCCUUCUAUAUAACAACACCACUAACCCUACCCUGAGUGAAAUGGAUGAGUCAUUGCAGAUAUUCGUGGUAGCAAUCAUCAUUGUAGGUGCCAUCAUAAUUAAUGGAAUACUUGCCAUUGUUGCUAUAGCAUUGGUUGUGGUACUAGUCAGAAAACGAAGGAGACAGCGAAUAUCUAAACUAAAGGCAAAUGUAAUGAAUGUGGAAGCAGCUGAGAUGACUGAAUGCAACAUAACAGUGCAAGAGGCAGCUCAAAGGGACCAACGCCCACCUCAAGAGGAGCAAGAGUCAGCUCAGAAGGAUCAACACCCACCUCAAGAGGAGCAAAAAGCAGCUCAAAAAGACCAACGCCCACCUCAAGAGCAGCAUGAGUCAGCUACGAGGGACCAACACCCACCUCAAGAGGAGCAAGAAGCAGCUACAAGGGACCAACGCCCACCUCAAGAGGAACAAGAAGCAGCUACAAGGGAUCAACGCCCACCUCAAGAGGAGAGAAACCCAUUUGAGUUGCCGGACAUUCUAAAAUUGAGAUACGAGAUCACAGAGUACGAAGCAUACGGAUUCCUGGGGUCAGGUGAUCAAAGUCAGUAGUUAGCCACUUAUGUAAUGCAGCUAUUCAAUCACAAUUCGUAACACACUAGCACGCGCGUCUCAUACUAUUAGCCAAAAGAUAGAUUUAUUUCCCAUGAAAACUGUGCAUUGCCAACAGAGCUUACCUAUUACUAUUCUUAUUCAUGAAACUGUUUAUUGAAGGAUUAUUACAACAACACUUCACUCUAUUGAAUGAUUUGCAUGCAUGUAUACCGUAAGAGCAAAAUUAAUUCAUAUCCCAAGAUGAAACUGAAUCAAAGUAUUGUGGACAUUACGAUUACAGGGGCGGAUCCAGCCAAACAUUUAUAGGGGGUUAUAAAACAAAAGCGUGCGUUAGCGCGCGCAAAAUGUUUGACCACGACCCCUUUAACGCCCACUUAAUUGAAUGUCUACUACAGUUAGGUGCCAUGUCAUGUAUGUAUAGGAUAGACUACACCUAAGAGUAGAAUAUGCGUCUAUGUAACCUCCGCGGUUGCGGUUAGCCCGAGGCGCAAAGCCGAGGGAAUCUAACCGUAACCAAGGCGGUUACUAAGACGCAUAUUCUACGAGUGGGUGUGGUCUAUCUAACUUGGACUUCAUUGCGCAUGCGCGAGGCGUGGUUAUAAAAAAGCCAGGUUUGGUGCGUAGCAACAGAAAUUGAAUUUGUGCGAGCUGGACGAGCUGGAGCUGUGAGAGACACCAGUUGACAGAAAAAGACAAGAAGACGGCUUCAAAACAACGAAAAACUACAGUAAAACUUAGUAAAGCUUGUGAAACGCUUCCUGAAGAUACUGGAAAGAACAGACAUGUAAAAAGAACAUAGAACUAUGCUAGAACUGACUCUGCAACACUACAAGAAGAAGAAUGAAGCACUGUGGUGGAGUGGAGGGGGUAUAGAGCAGACUGGAUAGGCAUGGAACCUCAAUAGAAAGUGUCAAGCGACUACUAAAGUGUUUUUGAUGCUUCCUGGCCCCCCUGCCCAUGCCCAACUGGAAAAAGCAAUACAAAGCAACAGUGGACAUGGAAAGAAUGGAUAUUGACUGAAAAAACUAUUGCAUUCUGUGUUUUUUAUAAUGUUUUUGUCAUCUUCUUGUCACUUUUCACUAAAAAUUUCAUUCCAACUUUUGAGAACUUCCUGCAAAUUAUUUGUCACUUCCUGUAGAAUAUACGUCCAUUUCCUGUAGAAUAUGUGUCCACUUCCUGUAGAAUAUGCGCCCAUUUCCUGUAGAAUAACUACCUUCCUGUAGAUUAUGCUUCCAUGUAAUCUACUGUUUUUAGCCAAUCAGA
Messenger RNA from Halichondria panicea, 1989 nucleotides. RefSeq lists its product as uncharacterized. Bases 175 to 723 code for a protein of 182 amino acids. NCBI's taxonomy places the organism in Eukaryota, Metazoa, Porifera, Demospongiae, Suberitida, Halichondriidae. The record is from RefSeq and is a predicted model, not a curated record. The transcript has 3 exons.